AUGCACUACGCGGCGGGGCGGCGCGCAUGGGGCGCGGCGGGGGCGCGCUGGCCCGCGGCGCACGCGCUGCUGGCGUGGCCGGCGCUGGCCGCCGCGCUGCUCAGCGCGCUCACGGACGGCGUGGACUACCGCAUCGCGCAGGGCGUGAUGCUGUGGUCGAGUGGCGGCGGCUGCUCGUGGCUGUCGCUGGCGCUGGGCGGCCCCGGCGCCGCGCCCGCCGCCUGCGCGCUCGUGUACCUCGGCUCGCUGCUCGCCACGCCGCUGCACACCGCGCUGCUCUGCGGGCGCGCGGCGCUGCCGUCGCUGCCGGGCGUGCUGCGCACGGCGAGCACCACGGCGCUGCCCUUCGCGGCGGGGGCGCUGACGUCGGCGCUGCUGGGCUCGCCCCCCGCGCCUGCCGCGCCGCCGCCGCGCAGCGUGCACGUGGCGGCACUAGCGCUGCUGUAUGCGGAGUGCUGCGAGCGGCUGUGCGACGCGGAGGCCAUUGUGCAUCCCAGCCACGUGAUGGUUGCUCUCGCGCUGGGUGAGUGCGGGGCGGGGCGCGGGGGGCGCGGAGGGCGCGGCGCUGACGGACGGGGCGUGUGUGCAGAGGCGGGCGGCGUGCUGGCGUCGGCGGCGGGUGCUCGCUGUACGCGCGCGGGGCUGCUGUCGGCGGCGGAGGCGCGGCUGGUGGCGCGCGUGGCGGUGCCGCGGCGGCUGGAGGCGGGCGGCGCGCUGGGCUGCGCGGCGCGGGGGCUGUGUCGGCUGCCCGGCGUGUUCGUGGCGCCGGCGCAGGCGCUGCUGCUGGCGGUGCUGGCGCACGACGACUCGGAGCCCCCCUCUCCUCUACAUGACGCGACCGUUGGAUUUCAAUGAAUUCUACUUUUCCAUAAUUAUCAUAGUUUCGAUCAUUCCUAGUGUCUCGUCUAGGUAGUGUUUCCAUAGAUAGGUACUUAACAUACGUGUAUCUUUCAGAGCUCUUUUAAUGCGAUUUUUGAGUACCAAAAGUUAGAUCGUAAUUAAUAAUAUAAAGAAUGAACCGCGCUGAGUAGUCGUAGUCGAGACUCGAGACCAAUGAUGACAUUAUUCUGUAACUGAGGCCUUUGAAUUGCCUUCUGUAGUGCUUUUUGUCAUAAGGUAGCUUAGAAACUGUACAUACUAUUUAUAAGCUUUGUCCACUCAAAAUGGUUUAUGCCUUUACUUUACUGGACUGACUCAGAAACUGUCGCCGUCGCUCAGGGCAUCCGCCACUCCUGACUGAUUUUGAAAUUUUUAAUACAGAAAACCCCAUGAAGGAAAUAUUAGGUAUCUAGAUAAGUUUCCAUUUACAUCACCUACGCCCGGACAGAAGAGAAAUAUACCAUAGUACCAUACCAUGCUAUGGUAAACCUUAAGGUUGCCGGUAAACCAUAAGCGGGCCGGCAUUGUCGGUUCGGCCGUAUAUGUCGAACAACAAAGCCGACCACAAGCAGUACUACACCACAGUUUAAAUAUAUGUAGAGCAGUUCGGAAACUACGAACAAACGUUCGAAACGGCUCACUCACACAAACAUGCACACCGACGAGGCUCCGAAUGGGCUCUCGCGAUGCUCUCAGUAACGCGUGUCAAGACGAGUGGUCGCGUUUAAUUUUAUUUUUUCUCUGAAAAUGCCACGAGCGAACGCUUCAUUUAUUGUUAUACUUAUCAUCGUUAUUAUUCGAUUUAAGGCCGUCUAAAAAAAAUGUGUCUGCAAAAUGAACCAUAUGUCAACGUCAUAAUCUGACAUUUUUUUAGACAAGUCUUAAAAUGACGUUUGAAAGUUUUUGUGGUAAGACGGUUAAUGAUUACUUUAGUCACUUCUUAGUGACAGAAUGUCAUACAAAUCCUUCACUAAUUUUACUGAAGAUAUUAUCACUCCCGACCCGUGGUACAACUGCGAUGACCAACUGGUUGUACCACGGAGAAAUAAAACCCAUGGUUCAACUGGUUGUUCUAUGGCGAAAUAUCUUGACCAAUCGUUCAAAUCGAGUGAGUUGUUCUUUACUUGGGCCAACUAAUUGUACUUCUGGGAAUUGAAUGUAUCUAUGGAACAACUACUGGUAUUAAACAGGAAAAGGUUAUCUUUCAAUGCUGAAGUGCAAUGCAAUUACCUACUACCUCUUUUGAUUCAUUGUCUAUUGAUGAUUAAGACGUUAAUAUUGACACGUGAAUAUUUCUCGUUUUCACACCAUACCAAAAGAAAAUGUCGGAAAAUUGUGAAAUAAGAAUAUUGAAAGAAAAGGCGGUGGUGAAGCGUCAAUGUCUUUUUUUUCAAUGCAAAUAUUUAUUCAAUAAUAAAUUAAAUACAUAAGUUAUUUUUCCCGCAACUUAAAACUUUAUUUCGAUCAUUUUCAUAUUUAUAAUAACCCAAUUGAGUCUCUGGUGAUGAUAUCCGAACGACAAUACUAGCUACCGCAGCGCCCAUUGGUUCGUAUCGAGUGUUCUAGAGGAUACUCGCAACAAGCUAGCAGUGUUGCGUCUGACCACCGCCAAGGACGGACGUAGUACUUCUCCCGCCGCCAUUCGCAUUGUGUCGAAUACACACCGCUCCGCGUCAUUAUUUCCCUAUAUGUGAUUUCCUGAAGAUUCUCGUGUAAUAAUUGAACCUGCUGCUAGAAGACAUUGCGGACUUAAAGUGCAGUGCUGAUUUCACGAGUUUUAACCAGUCCACCGGUGGAUGAACCUAGAUUUAGCUCGCCGGCCGGCAGCCCUUACCGCGACCACGCGCCCCGGAACGAGGCAUCUUCACAUCUCGCUGGUUCUAAGUGAGGUCCCUGGAUUCACAAGGUACGUGGGCUUUAUUGCUGCAAAUAGUUGUAGUGGUAUUGGUGUCUAACGGAAUAUCAUCGGCAGGGAUUUAAUUGAAUUACGAUUUGAAAUUCACCGCCAUAUUGUUUUUCCCGCAUUCGAUUUUCAAGAUUUGAAAUCACCGCUCCCGCAUCCCGCACUUCUCUUUUCUUUCUUCAUUCCACCUUUUAAAUUUGUCCCAAUUAAAUCCAUUAAUUUUUUAUUAUUUUUCCCCGAUGAGGCUAUUUACACGCCUCAUCAGGCGGUAAUGUUUUAUUAUUUAAAAGUCGACAAUUUUACGAAGUGAAAGCUUUUAAAGAUGAGUCACGUGGCGCAUAUUGGCGGUGCUCUAUGCCUUUUAAUAGUUAAUUAAACUUUAAUUAAAAGAAUGUGUCAUGUGUCCUAACGCAAUCAUUAUGAUAAAACUUACCGUUUUGCUGCUUUUGUUUUCAGCUUGUUGUGAAUUAAUGUAACUUCACACAAAUUUUUUGAUCUAAUUUGACUGGACUAGUUUAAAAGCAGGCUAUGGUUUCCUUACCAAACAUAAUGUAAGUCUCAUUUUCAAAUUAAAUUAUACUAGGUCUUGCUAUUUUGAA
Molecule: messenger RNA, 3381 nt
Organism: Helicoverpa armigera (cotton bollworm)
Lineage: Eukaryota; Metazoa; Arthropoda; Insecta; Lepidoptera; Noctuidae
Exons: 3
Coding region: 1-855 (284 amino acids)
Source: RefSeq, a predicted model, not a curated record